This is a messenger RNA of Rhizophagus irregularis DAOM 181602=DAOM 197198, 969 nucleotides long. The record is from RefSeq and is a predicted model, not a curated record. NCBI's taxonomy places the organism in Eukaryota, Fungi, Glomeromycota, Glomeromycetes, Glomerales, Glomeraceae.
AUGUCUUCAGGAGAAGAACCCAUUAAUUGGUUAGAGAAUGAAGAUAAUGUCAAACAUUAUGAAUAUUCAGAAUUUAAGGACGUACGACUAAUAGGAACUGGCGCUUUUGGAAAUGUUUUUUGUGGUCAUUUAGAAAAUAAGACUUACGCCUUAAAAUCAUUUAAUAAUGAUGAUGAACAAACUCUCAAAAGUAUUGUUAAAGAGCUAACGUUACAUACGAUCGUUCAUCUUCACGAAAAUAUUAUACAAUUCUUUGGAAUCACGAUAGAAACCGACACAAUACGUCAAGUAAAAAAGUACUCGCUAGUAUUAGAAUAUGCUGAUAGUGGUUCAUUAAAAACUUAUUUAAAGAAGCACUUCAGUGAACUUGGAUGGAAUGAUAAAGUUGACUUAGCAUUGCAAUUGGCAAAUGCUAUAUUAUUUUUACAUAAAAACGAUAUUAUUCACCGUGAUUUGCAUGCAGAUAAUAUACUUGUACAUCAAGGAAAAAUUAAAUUAGCAGAUUUUGGUUUGUCAAAAAGAAUUGCCGAACCAACAAGUUUAACAACAGAAAUGCUUGGCGUCGUGCCUUAUAUUGAUCCAAGAAGUUUUAAUAAUCAAUAUAAUGUUUAUCUUAAUCAAAAUAAACAUUACAGCUUAAAUAAAAAAUCCGAUAUAUACAGUAUUGGAGUUAUUAUGUGGCUAAUUUCAAGCGGACGACGACCAUUUUAUCCUGAAGGUGUAAAAUAUGAUAUAAGUCUAGUCUUAUCUAUACGUGACGGUUAUCGAGAAAAAAUUAUUAGUGGUACUCCCGCUGAUUAUAGUAAUUUAUAUACUAGAUGUUGGAAAGGUAAUCCAAAUGAACGUCCAGAUAUACAAGAUGUUGUUUCAGAGCUUCAAACAAUUUUUAAAAGUGAUAUGCUUACGAAUACUCGAACGCAGGUCGAUCUUUUCGAACGAAGGAAAUGUAUUAACAACGAACGAUUUUAG